AGACACAGUGUGCCUGCUGGGCUGUGCCCAGGUUCAUAGCCAUGCCAAUCAGUGGGUGAAGCUUGAGGCAGCGAUGGAGUCACUGCAGCAGCAGCAGCAGCAGCAGAAGCAGCAGCACCAGCAGAAGCAACCACACCUGGCAUCUUUGCAAAUGGAUGCCCGGGAGAAGCAGGGACAGCAAAUGAGAGAAGCCCAGUUCUUGUAUGCCCAGAAGCUGGUCACACAGCCAGCUCUCCUUUCUGCCACACCUGGAAGGCCUUCUCCCAGCCCUGUCUUGAAUCCCUUAGGCAGAGUUCCAUCGGCCACAGCAGUCCCCCGAGUUUUUGAAAGAAGCAGUGUGAACUCAGAGCCUGAGGAAGAGGAAGGAGAUUUGGAAGAUGAGGAUGGGGAUGAUGAAGAUGCAGAGGUGGCUGAGAAAGGGACACAGACUGCUUCAAAAUAUUCACAUGCGGAGAAAGCAGCUCACCAAGAUCCCAGAGCAGCGCCCAUGUCCAGUCUCAUUCCAGCACCAGGGCUCCCGCCUCACGGACCACAGACUAAAGAAGACCAUACCAAAGAUGCUUCCAAGGCCCCACCUUCAGUCUCCACAUCUGGGCAGCCGAGCUGGAAUCUGGAUGAACAACUCAAGCAGAAUGGCAGUUUGACCUGGAGUGACGAUGCGGAUGGCAGUCGGGGAAGAGAGAUCUCUCGAGAUUUUGCCAAGCUGUAUGAACUGGAUGAUGAUCCCGAAAGGAAAGAGUUCCUGGAUGACCUCUUCAUCUUUAUGCAGAAAAGGGGGACCCCCAUCAAUCGAAUACCUAUCAUGGCCAAGCAGAUCCUAGACCUGUACAUGCUGUACAAGCUAGUAACAGAGAAGGGGGGCCUGGUGGAGAUCAUCAACAAGAAGAUCUGGAGGGAGAUCACCAAAGGCCUGAACCUGCCCACGUCUAUUACCAGUGCAGCCUUCACCCUGAGGACCCAGUACAUGAAGUAUCUGUAUGCCUAUGAGUGUGAGAAAAAAGCCUUGAGCUCUCCAGCCGAGCUCCAGGCAGCCAUCGAUGGCAACCGGAGGGAGGGCCGGCGGCCCAGCUACAGUUCCUCCCUCUUCGGCUACUCACCCACUGCUGCUACUGCUGCAGCUGCAGCCGCUGGGGCCCCUGCUCUUCUCUCUCCACCCAAGAUCCGCUUCCCCAUCCUCGGGCUUGGCUCCAGCAGUGGUACCAAUGCCAGUAGCCCUCGGAUCCCGCCAGCAUCCACUCUCAGGAAAGGUGAUGGAGUUCCAGUGACAACAGUGCCCGUAGCAAAUCGCCUGGCUGUGCCUGUGACCUUGGCGGGCCAGCAGGCUGGCACCCGGACUGCCACACUGGAGCAGCUGCGGGAGCGGCUGGAGUCAGGGGAGCCUCCUGAGAAGAAGACGUCGAGGCUGUCGGAGGAAGAGCAGCGCCUGGUACAGCAGGCCUUCCAGCGCAACUUCUUCAGCGUGGCGCGGCAGCUCCCCAUGAAGAUCAGGAUCAAUGGCAGAGCAGAAGACAGAUCGGAGGCCUCAGCUGCAGCCCUGAAUUUGACCACAAGCAGCAUCGGGAGCAUCAACAUGUCUGUGGACAUCGAUGGCACCACCUAUGCAGGUGUUCUGUUUGCCCAGAAACCUGUGGUCCACCUCAUCGCAGGAUCUGCUCCCCAGAGCGUCGGCAGCAGCACCAGCAGUAGCAGCAGUUCUCACUGCUCGCCAAGUCCUACCUCAUCCCGGGGCACCCCCGGGGCAGAGCCCUCCACCAGCUGGUCCCUCUGACGGGCAGACCCAGCUUCCCACUCCCGCUCUCCUGUCGAGAGUGAAGGACGUUGAUGCACAGAAUUUACCUCAUCUCACGGAGCCCACGUCGAACACCGUUUGGCCCUACAUGAAGGGUUUAUCCAGGCUCUAUUCAGGUCCUGCUGUACUCUGGGGGCAGGGAGAGGCUGGAAGGGCAGGACAAGGCAGCGUUGUCCAAUCAGGGAUUGUCCUGGAGAACUGGGCAGAGGUCUGUGGGUGGCCAGCUUCCUCCAGGGCUCUCAGGUCACCUCCCAUCCCGGGGCACAGUGUAUCGACAAUCUGUAAGCCGACACAGGGCUGGAGGCCCUCUCUGACCCUUCCCCUUAAUUUAUUUCCUUUCCCUACCUUAUGCCAUGACUCCAGGGUCACUGGUCUCUCCCCUGCCCAGUCCCCCAUUUUUUAACUCUCACGUGGGCAUGCUAGGAGCCAAGAGCCUGCCUUCAUGGCCUUUUUCUGCUGAGCAUGGGAAGGGGCCCUCCCAACCCACCUUGCCUACUGGGUUUGGCUCCUGGGGGUGCUUCCCUCAAAUACAAGUCUUGAAUCACUCCUCAGGGCCCCAUAUCCCUUUAAUGGAAGGGUCCAUGAGGGCAGUUUUCAGGUCCCAGUCCACUGCUGAGGGGAAGGCAGAGCUCAAGGCAGCCCAUGCCCUGGCACCCACCUGACCCUGACCCUUCUCUGAACCUUCCCCCUGCUCCCCUCUCACCUUUGUUGGCUGGCUCUCCCAACAAUAGCCCCUUGUCCCUUGGGCCACCC
Messenger RNA from Orycteropus afer afer, 2542 nucleotides. It is a transcript of the gene ARID3B, whose product is annotated as AT-rich interaction domain 3B. NCBI's taxonomy places the organism in Eukaryota, Metazoa, Chordata, Mammalia, Tubulidentata, Orycteropodidae. The record is from RefSeq and is a predicted model, not a curated record. Gene Ontology annotation, biological process: regulation of transcription by RNA polymerase II. Gene Ontology annotation, cellular component: nucleus. Gene Ontology annotation, molecular function: DNA binding.